Molecule: messenger RNA, 1727 nt
Organism: Anopheles maculipalpis
Lineage: Eukaryota; Metazoa; Arthropoda; Insecta; Diptera; Culicidae
Gene: Mkp3
Product: dual specificity protein phosphatase Mpk3
Exons: 5
Coding region: 18-1604 (528 amino acids)
Biological process (GO): protein dephosphorylation; negative regulation of MAPK cascade
Cellular component (GO): cytoplasm; cytosol
Molecular function (GO): protein tyrosine/threonine phosphatase activity; MAP kinase tyrosine/serine/threonine phosphatase activity
Source: RefSeq, a predicted model, not a curated record
CCAUCCACAAGGACACGAUGCCCGAUCACGAUAUCGAGAUGAUAACGAGCGAGCAGCUGCACGCAGCACUGCGCAAGUCGCAGAAGCACUUCAUCAUACUGGACUGCCGCAGCUCGCACGAGUACACGGAAAGCCACAUCCGGACGGCGGUUAACUUCUCCAUACCGUCGAUCAUGUUGCGCCGGUUUGCGGCCGGCAAGAUCGACAUCACAUCCACGAUCAAGUGCCGCGAUCUGAAGGAGCGCAUCCUGUCCUGCUACAAGGAGAGCACCUUCGUGCUGUACAACAACAGCAACGAGUCGGUCGGUGAUGGUGGUGGUGUUGCGGGCCGCGAAGAUCUCGUACUGCUGACCGGCGGCACCGCACCGGCAACGGUCGGUGGAAACAACGAUACCACGAUUAAUGUGCUGCACCGCAAGCUCAAACAAGAUGGCUGCCGGGUGGUCUGUCUCGAAGGUGGCUAUGCUAACUUUCGUCAGUCAUUUCCGGAGUGGUGCGAGGAUGAAGUCAUCAACGCAAAGCUGCAGACGGCCUGUGCCGCAACGGAGCAACUGAUGGGAUUAAGAUCCCUCCGCAUUUCGAUCCCAUUCUCGGACUCGGCGUGCAGCAGCAGCACCGAAUCGUCCGAUUGUGAAAGCAGCACCAACUACCUGUCCGAGGCGGCCGUUAGCGUCGAACCGGUGGAAAUACUGCCCGGUCUGUUCCUCGGUAAUGCAUCGCACAGCGAGGAUCUGAAGUCGCUGAAAAAGUACAACAUUAAAUACAUUCUGAACGUGACACCGGAUUUGCCGAAUGUGUUCGAACGGGACGGCCAGAUACGCUAUCUGCAGAUACCGAUCACCGAUCAUUGGUCGCAGGCAGGAGAUCUAGCGAACCAUUUUCCGGAUGCGAUCAAGUUUAUUGAUGAAGCCCGUUCGAAUGGGUGCGGCGUGCUGGUCCACUGUCUGGCCGGUGUGUCCCGCUCGGUGACGGUUACGCUCGCCUACCUGAUGUUCGCCCGGACACUCUCGCUGAACGAUGCCUUCCUGCUGGUUCGUUCACGCAAACCGGACGUUUCGCCCAACUUUCACUUUAUGCAGCAGCUGCACAGCUUCGAGCAGCAGCUUAACAUCGAUCCGACCCAGUCGGCCACCGCCAAACAAGCCCUCUACUCGGCCUCCGCUUCCUCUGCCGCCUCAUCCUGUUCAUCGUCUUCCGUUGGUGCUGGGGUUGGAGGUGGUGGUGUUGGUGUUGGCAGUGGAACAUCCGCGGGCGAUGCAGGAGGCGGUGGUGGUGGACAGCAUUCCGUGUCCACAACUCCAUUCAGUGCCAGCUCGGUAGGAUCGUCCGGUUCGGGUUCGGCUGGUAUAGAACCGCCGUCCCGUCACCACCAUCACCAUCAUCACCAUCCUGCCGCUCAGCAUCCUCAUCCACUGCAACCGAAGCACGCGCUGCAUCAGGUCCACUCGCGGCACGCCGUAAAGUACAACUGUGCGUGUGUGGAGGUCGAGUGCAAGUGUACGCAGGCGGCAAUCGAUCUGCUAGGGCCGUUCACUACCGGCAUUUCGCCCGAUUCCGGCAUCGAGUUCGACCGGUGGACACCGAGCAGCAAUACGCCGAAAUGAGAUACGGCCGGCGAGGGUGGGCGGUUCCAACUGCCGGACCACUUCCUCCCCGGCCAUGACGAUCAUGCUGCUGCUGCUGCCACUUCCGCCGCAGCCGCCAACACCGAGAACAACAGCUCCGAC